This is a messenger RNA of Suillus clintonianus, 2502 nucleotides long. Its product is annotated as exo-beta-1,3-glucanase. Gene Ontology annotation, cellular component: cell surface; extracellular region. The transcript has 8 exons. Gene Ontology annotation, molecular function: beta-glucosidase activity. The record is from RefSeq and is a predicted model, not a curated record. The coding region runs from base 1 to 2502 and encodes 833 amino acids. Lineage: Eukaryota; Fungi; Basidiomycota; Agaricomycetes; Boletales; Suillaceae. Gene Ontology annotation, biological process: glucan catabolic process.
AUGGACAACCAGGAGCAACCUGAAAUUACUGUUUCUCCCCCACCGGAUCCUGUCAUGUAUUCCAGUAAUACCGCACAUUCUCAGGACAUUCCUUACGAUCCUUUGCCCUUAACUCAAGAUCCUUCCAGGAACUCAAUUUACCAUGAUCCUCCCUCCCCACAUGCUUCGGGUUUCGAAACACCUCCAGUCGAAAUGUCUUAUUUUUCUGACAAUAUUCCCGCUGGUGCAGCCCAGCCACGCUUUCUUGGUGCGGCUUUGUACGACGAUCCCUCUCACAAUUUUCGAGAUUCUUUCGCAUCCCAAAAUACCCAAAAUACUUUCAGAACCGCACCUUCCGCUGCCAACUCAUCUGUCUAUGCCCUAAACCCUGAUCCUUCUGGUCCUGGAGCAGAACAUUCUGGCGCCUAUCAUGAUGACCCCCAUGACCCCGAGUACAUCCGCCAGGGUGGAAGUCCCGACGCUCCCCGUUACCUUGCUGAGAAGCGGUCAGCAUACACCGUCUCACGCUUAAAGUCCAAACGUGGACUCAUCAUAGCUGGCUCGAUUCUUGCAGCUGUGAUAGUGCUGGCUGCUAUCGUUGUCCCCAUAUAUUUCGUCGUGAUCAAGCCCAAAUCAUCGUUCAACAGCUCCGCCAGUCCUAGCAGCCCUACCUCAUCCUCGACCUCGAGCGGCCAACCUUCCUCUUCCGUGGCUGUUGUCACUGGUGGCGAUGGUAGCACGAUCACGAUGGAGGAUGGUACCAACUUCACCUACUCGAACCCUUUUGGUGGUACUUGGUAUUGGGAUCCUUCAGACCCAUUCAACAACAAUGCUCAGGCUCAGUCAUGGACGCUUCCCCUCAACCAGACCUUCAGGUUCGGUAUCGAUAAGAUUUAUGGUGUCAAUUUGGGUGGUUGGCUUACUACGGAACCUUUCAUGCAAGUCUAUUCUUGCUGCUGGGAACUUAUCGCACCCGCUCUUUAUGAGAAAUACCUGACUGCCAGCCCUCAAGCAAUCGAUGAGUGGACACUGAGUGAAGCCAUGGCCGCUGAUACAUCGGCAGGUGGCGGUUUGCAGCAGCUGGAAACACAUUACCAAACGUUCAUUACGGAGCAAGAUUUUGCCGAAAUUGCUGGAGCAGGACUGAACUUCGUUCGCAUUCCCCUUCCAUACUGGGCGAUUGAAGUACGAUCAGGCGAACCGUUCCUCCCCAAGACCUCAUGGACAUAUUUCUUGAAGGCUAUUCAGUGGGCCCGCAAGUAUGGUCUUCGCAUCAACCUCGACUUCCAUGCGCUUCCUGGAAGCCAGAAUGGAUGGAAUCAUUCCGGCAAGUUCGGGACGGUCAACGUUCUUUACGGCCCGAUGGGUAUUGCAAAUGCUCAGCGGUCACUGGACUAUAUCCGGAUCAUUGCAGAGUUCAUCUCUCAGCCUGAGUACAAGGAUGUUGUUGUCAUUUUCGGCAUUACAAACGAGCCUCAAGGGACUUCCAUAGGCCAGGAUGCCCUCUCUCGGUUCUACAUGCAGGCAUACGAUUACGUCCGCGAGGCUUCGGGUACUGGGGAAGGCAAUGGUCCCUUCAUUUCCUACCACGACGGAUUCCUCGGUCUUCCUCAAUGGGCCGACUGGCUCCCGAAUGCCGACCGCAUUGCUCUCGAUGAUCAUCCUUACAUUUGUUUCGACUCCCAGUCUGCUGCCCCUAUGUCGUCUUAUGCUCAGACUCCUUGCUCUGACUGGGGUAGCAUGAUGAACACCUCCAUGGGCGCAUUCGGGUUAACAGCUGCCGGAGAAUUUAGUAACGCUGUCACUGACUGCGGUCUUUAUGUUAACGGCGUGGGACUUGGAACACGUUACGAGGGUACAUACACUCCGGGAACCUGGCCUGUCGUUGGGAACUGCACGCCGUGGACGGACUGGCAGAACUGGGACUCGACCAUGAAAUCUGGCAUCGAGCAAUUUGCUUUGGCCAGUAUGGACGCUUUGCAGAACUGGUUCUUCUGGACAUGGAAAAUCGGAAACUCUUCUGUUUCUGGUGUCGUCGAGUCACCACAAUGGUCGUACCAACUCGGUCUGCAGAAUGGGUGGAUGCCCAAAGACCCUCGCGUUGCAUCGGGGACCUGCGCAAACCAAGGCAUAUGGAGUCCUCCUCUCCAAGCAUGGCAAACAGGAGGGGCAGGUGCAGGCCAGAUUGCUGCGACCGUUACUGCAUCGUACACCUGGCCGCCUGCCAAGAUCAGUAAUGCCGGUGCUGUAACCUUGUUGCCCUCCUACACGCCCACAGGAACUGUUGCAACUCUUCCUCCUCCUACGUUCACUUACUCUUCUGGUUCUUCUGUUAAGACCGCCAAUGCUGGCGAUGGCUGGCAGAAUCCCUCUGACACCGCAAGUGGGAUGGUUGCCAUUGCGACGUGCAGCUAUCUCAAUCCAUGGGUUGGGACCGCCUCACCACCUUCGCCCCUUUGUGGUGCCGCCGCACGAGCGGUUCCUGAGCCGCUUAUCACCCCAUCCCCUCGUCGCCAAUCAUAA